AUGGAAACUAGCAGUGUCUUAUCAGACACUAUCGAGCAACAGCAAUGCAACUAUUGCGGCACCGUCUUGUGGUUGUGCGUCUGCAUCACCACCACAGUGGUAACAGUGCUUGGAAACGUGCUCACCAUACUCGCCAUAUUACUCAGCAAACGGCUCUCUUCGAUGAUGGCUAACUAUUUUGUAUUCAGCUUAGCGAUAGGCGACCUGUUGGUGGGUUUUUCUAUCCCGUAUCACAUGCUGUUCUAUAUGAUAGGCGAGGACUUCGGCAGCGGCAAGACCAGCUGCCUACUUCGCUUCGUGUUUACCUCUUUUGCAUGUUCUAGUUCCAUUACCAAUUUGCUGUUAAUAGCUAUGGAUAGAUAUGUGGCCAUCGUUUAUCCGCUGCAUUAUGGUAGCUUCAUGACCAAGAAGAGAGUCUGCAUUUUCAUAGCAGCAAGCUGGGUGACAGCAACGACAAUGGCCUCGGUUCCCCUAAUGUGGAACGAUUGGCACGAGGGUGUCAGAUGCGAGUUGGUCCACGUGGUGCCGCACAAUUUCCUCGCCUGGGUGGUGUGUCCCACGUUUGCACUCAUAUGGACAGCCAUGCUGUUACUUUACGCGAGGAUAUGUCGCGAGGCGAACGGACACGUCAGACGGAUACGGGAAACUACUAGCUCCCAAGAUGGACAAGUUAUGUGCGUGUCUACCAGAGACUCAAAAUCAUUCCAGUUGACGCUGAUGAUCCUAGGCUGUUUCACCAUAAGCUGGAUACCGUAUUUCGUAAUCACGCUAUACAUCCAAGAAUUAGUACCCAACGUGUACGAGAUCUCGCUUAAUUUAGCUAUGGCCAAUUCUAGCAUGAAUCCACUCAUCUACGCAUGGAAAAAUACGAACUUCAGGAAGGCCUUUCUCUGUCUGCUCAAGUGCCGAACGCCGGACGACAGCCCAAGGUAUAUUACUGACCACGUGCCUAGCAAACGCGGUUCGAUGAACAAUAUCGCCGACAGCGAGAAAAAUGAAUCCUCGGAGAUGAAUAAAAAACAAGACAAAGCAGUAUUUUUUGCUAAUCAUUGUAGCAAAGGAAGGUACGAUUCUACAUAUGAAACCGUUAUAAGUAUUAAGUGAAGAUAAAGGGAUCGUAUUAAGGAAAAUGUGUAUAUGUACAAAGCAGACUAUUAGGGUGCAGUGGAGAGAAAUGCAAUGAGCAGUGAAAAUAUCAUUAGGAAGGUUGUUACUACGACUUUAGAUACAAAUGGUACGAUAGUCGAUAAAAGUUAUAAACAUGUAUCGUAAGUAGACUUGUCAACCGCUUGUAUUUAGUUUGUUCACGUUGUCGAGUCAAAGAAAAAAGUAAUUAUACAACACUCGCGAUUUGAUUGGGUUGAUAAAAUUGUUACAAGUUGAAUUUAUAAUAUUUGUACAAGUAUUUGUGUGAAGCGAUGUAUAUUUAUGUAUAUUGUAAAAUAAAUGUGAUACGUAUUUCAAUCCACAAAAUUUGCAAAUGUAAUAAAAUUUUGAUCCAA
Molecule: messenger RNA, 1502 nt
Organism: Acanthoscelides obtectus
Lineage: Eukaryota; Metazoa; Arthropoda; Insecta; Coleoptera; Chrysomelidae
Source: the annotation of a GenBank genome assembly